AUGUUGACUACCGGUAUAUUAAUUAUUAUAUUUUUCAGUACAAUUUAUGUGUUAUUACGCUAUUCAACUGAAAAGAAAAGAUUUCCCGGUCCAAAACCGAAACGAUUUGUCCCGAAUUUUCUCUUUUUCUCCAUUCUUAAACUACGCGAUGAAACCCGUCGAAAAAACCUGUUGAAACGUUUCUUCCCCGAAUCGUUUCACUACGUUGAACUAACUGUUCCAUUAGCAUCCCAAUAUUACACAUCUAAAUAUGGCGAUAUUGUUCAAAUCAAUCUUUUCAAUCAACCGACAAUAAUCAUAUCCAAUGCUGAUUUCGCUGAUUAUAUCUUGCGGCGAAAUGGAAAAAACUAUACAUUAAGAUUUGGAAAUCAAUUAGGUUUAGCAUAUUUAGGAAUGGAACAUCGAGGAAUUAUUUGGAAUCGAAAUGUUCAACGAUGGAAAUACCAACGUGCGAAUUUCUUUCAAAAAUCUUUAAAUAGUAAAAUAUUAGAUGAUGCGAAAUAUAUUUCCAAUGAUGCUGUUGAUUACGUGUUAAAACAUUUGAAUCAAUUUGAGAUUCAAGCGAAUGUUGUUGAUACAAUGGAUCUUUUACGUGCAAUGACAUUUACAAUAACAUGUCAUUUGUUUCUUGAUUUACCUGUUGGAUCAAUUCCAAUUGAGAAAACAAAACAUUAUGUCAAUUCGAUUGUUCAAUAUUUUAAAGCCUGGGAAUAUUUUCUAUUGAAACCGACGGAAUUCUAUAAACAUCAUUUAACGGCAAAACAUGAACAGUCGGUGAAAAACUUGAAUGAAGUGGUCAAAGAAAUCAUUUUGCAAAGAGAUCCAAGUCAAAAUUGUUUAUUUAUCAAUUCAUUAUUUCAAGCUCUCAAGGAAAAUCAAAUCACAAAACAGGAGAUGAAUCAAUGUGUUCUGGAAAUGCUUAUCGCGGGAACAGAUACAUCAUCGGUUACAAUGUUUUACUUUCUUCUCGCACUUUCGGAUCGAGAAGAUUUAGAGAAGAAUUUAUUAAAAGAAUUAAAACAAGACUCUCAUACAAUUCUCAUCAAUGGUCUAAAAGAAUCUAUGCGAUUUAAACCUGUUGGUCCUGUUAUUAUGAGAUGUGCGAUCCAAGACGAUAUUUAUAACGACAUUCCCAUUGAAAAAGCCGGAUGA
Messenger RNA from Adineta ricciae, 1152 nucleotides. The record is from the annotation of a GenBank genome assembly. NCBI's taxonomy places the organism in Eukaryota, Metazoa, Rotifera, Eurotatoria, Adinetida, Adinetidae.